AUGAUCAAUUCAGUCCUAUCUGCAAUACCUAUAUCUAGCAUGUCAUGUUUCAAAAUGUUGUUUGCGGCUGGAAAAAGUCUGAACAAUCUAUUAAAGAAAUUCAUGUGGGCUGGAGCCAAAGACAACAGGAAAAUUCCACUGAUCAAUUGGGACACUUUAUGCCUGGUUAAGGAAGAUGGUGGUGUUGGUCUUAGAAAAAUGGAAGUACAAAAUUAUGCUCUUGGUGCGAAGCUAGCUUGGAAAAUGUGUAAGGAACCUCAUAAAUUGUGGUACAGAUUGUUCCAAAGGAAGUAUCUUGAUUCAGAUGACACUAACAGAAUCCUCACAAUGGCUAACUCGAAGAGAGGGUCGGCAACCUGGAAUUUCUUAUGGGAUAGUAGACACAUUAUCACAGAUCAUAUCUCAUGGCAAAUUGGUAAUGGUUGCAUCGCGCUAUUUUGGAGGGAGUCCUGGGAUGGGUUUCCUGUAUUGGCAAAUUCAUUUGAAGACAAGGGAUGGGUGGACAUGGUGGAAAAUUGUAUAGGACAACAUGUGUGCAAUUACAUGGAAAGACAGGGUGAUCAAAAUGGCCUGAGGAAAUGGAGGAAAAUCGACAUUGGAAUCCAUCAUUAUGCGAACAGCUAUGGAAAGCAAUUAAAGAUAGGAAAAUACCGGAGUCUAUGGAAAAAGAUACCAUAA
Molecule: messenger RNA, 678 nt
Organism: Cryptomeria japonica (Japanese cedar)
Lineage: Eukaryota; Viridiplantae; Streptophyta; Pinopsida; Cupressales; Cupressaceae
Exons: 1
Coding region: 1-678 (225 amino acids)
Source: RefSeq, a predicted model, not a curated record